Molecule: messenger RNA, 673 nt
Organism: Amoebophrya sp. A120
Lineage: Eukaryota; Dinophyceae; Syndiniales; Amoebophryaceae
Source: the annotation of a GenBank genome assembly
AGCAAGCGGUUUGACUUAGUGGCUCAGCCCCUUCCUUCAAAGAAAUGGGAUGGCGAUGACCUCGCGCUUCACAAGCACCUGGACAAGUAUCCGUCGGUUUUAUCUGUUAUCGAUCGACGCCGAGAAGAGGCGAACAGGCAGCUAUCGCGCAGCGAAGGAGUCGCGAUUUUUAACAAGCGGGAUCAGGUUGUAUCCCCUUCAAAGAGCGCGACCUUUUGAGCAUGCGCCAAAUCUUCUUUAAUAUCACCUCGCAAGAAAUGAAACAGCGAACCGUGAUUGCAUUUUUGUAUGCUCUGCUUCUGUUGGUGUUGCGAUAGCGAUACUAAGCGAGUCCCCGUCCGCACUCGAACGCAUCAGGGGCUUCUAUAACAUUCAUACGUGGUCGUGCGAAAUGAAAAAAAGGAAGCUGAACGAUGCCACCGAUACUGGUGAUUCUCCUUUGUUGCAACAUGUCAUCGAUAGGGGUGUCGCACUUGCUGAAGCCAAAGCGUGUCUCGCUGAAGCAUUUGAAGCAGAACGAAGAGCAUAGAGCUUAUGACAUAGCGAGAAGCGACGUGUGCAUGAAGCAUGCAGCUGUGAGUUGGCUCUGUAGGCGGGAUACGCGGCGGAAAAACAACACGUAAACGCGCAUUCUGCGACUGGACGCGACGGAAGUAGGGAAGGCCACGCAAGC